AUGGAUGAUAGUGAAUUUGAUCAAAUAUCACAAAUUAUAUUCGAUGGUAUAUCUUCAAUUGACAGAAUUGGUAUUCCUGGAACGCUUAUUCCAUUAACGAAUGAUACACGUGCCGUUCUAUGUGGUGAUGAUUCAACGAAUGUCAUUAUUGUUGCUACUCGGUUUGGUAAUGGACGUUAUUUAGUAUUCGCUCAUAAUGGUUAUCCAUACAUAUUUUUAAAUAUCGAAGAAAAAAUUCGAAAAUUUGUAGAAAAUUGUCAACGAUGGCUUAAACAAGGACAUCAAGCAGAAUUUGUAUCAAUAAAUGAUGCAGAUACGAUGUCUGAUAUGGAGACACGUGGAAAAAUUCUUAUUUGA
Adineta steineri is the source of this 357-nucleotide messenger RNA. Lineage: Eukaryota; Metazoa; Rotifera; Eurotatoria; Adinetida; Adinetidae. The record is from the annotation of a GenBank genome assembly.